Molecule: messenger RNA, 17976 nt
Organism: Dermacentor albipictus
Lineage: Eukaryota; Metazoa; Arthropoda; Arachnida; Ixodida; Ixodidae
Product: protein CASC3-like
Biological process (GO): mRNA processing
Cellular component (GO): exon-exon junction complex
Molecular function (GO): mRNA binding
Source: RefSeq, a predicted model, not a curated record
ACAUUGGCAGACACAAGACUCACAGCAUACUCACAGCAUGGCUGAGAUUGAGCAAGUGGUGUUCACAGACUCUGAGUGUGUCGAUCCUCAAGCGCCUAGGAGUCACGACGCAAUGUCAGAAGCCGACUGUAACAAUACCGCGAAAGAAAGUGCCAUUCAUGAGGAGAAUGGUGAUACUGCACAGUCCGCCAUAGGUGAAGAAAUGAAGGACCAGAAUAGUGGGUCAGGCAAGGAGCUGGCCAGUGUGACAUGUGCUGUACUUGAAACGUCCCCUGGAGCUUUACCACCAUCCACUGUUCAGAAAACUUCAGAGGUCUCGACAAGAGAGACCUCUCUCUCUACUCAUGCUGGCACAGAAGCCUCCAUUACAGAUGUGGCUGAGAGUUCACUUCAAGCUGCAGGUCCCGAGUUCUGUAAAAACAUACAAGAGAAGUCAAUUCAGAGCUCUCAGGAAGAACUACCCAAAGGUUGUGUUGAAACAGAUGAUUCUUGUGCUGAAGAGAAGCCAUUGGUAUCAGCGAAUCAAGGGUCAGAUGGUUUAUCAUCGGAACAUAUGCCAAAGUCGGUUGAAGUACAAGAUCUCAUCUUGAGGACACCAGGUAACAUUGAUCACCCUGAGCAGGAGACAAGUGUGGAGUUAAGCAAAGAAAGCAAUCCUGAUGUUCAGUGUGCCACUGAUCCUGCAAGAAAUGAAGCAAUACUUACUCAAGUGCCCGUAACAGAUUCUGCAAUUUCUGGAGAUUCCUCUUCGAAGGGCACAUCUGAAUCAAGUUCUGCUGUUGUAGCUAAUCUUGAAGAAACUAUUUUGGCAGUGAAUCAGGCGGAUGAUGUUGCAAGUGUGGAAGUUGCUAAACUUAGUGAUGAUGAGCAGCUGAAAGACGUGCCCGUCUCGUGCUCUUCACCAGCAGUGCCUCCUAAUAGUUCCAGUGUACAGGUAGCCUCUUCACAGCCAUCUGCAUCAUCAAGCUGUCCAGUUGUUGCUUCAGCAAAACAAGAUCAAGAACUGGAUUCCAAUGUAGACAGCAAAUCACUUUCUGAAGAAGUUGAAAAUAGUAAUUGUGGACAUAACUCUGAAGAUGGAGUCUGUGUGGAGGACGAAGAAGGCUCAAGUGUCCUGUCCAUGGCUGGCGAGGCUGCAGCUAGCACCGACUUAGAAGGUGGUCAAGAAGCUACUGCUGACUCACUGGACAGUCCUGGCCGCAUUGACAUUGGCUCAGAUCAUGAGGACUUCGAUGAGGAACUUGAAUUGCAUCCACGAUUAGACAGGGAUGACCUUGAUAAUGACAGUGGCAUUAAUGAAGGCAUACGUGGCUUGGAAGAUGAACUGGAGGAUGGUCUUGACGAGGAGGAAGACGACGAGGAUUGUCUCAAAGGAGAGCGGCAGCAAGGCGAUGGCCAGGAGAGCGUCGAUCCCUCUGACCUCCAAGAUAAAGUUUUGGACUUUGAUGAAGACAAGCGCAACCCUCAGUACAUCCCCAAGAAAGGUGCAUUUUACCAACAUGAUGACCGCAUGGUGGGAGAUGAAGAUGCAUCUGAAGUUCCAGAAGAAAAGAAUGAAGAUGACAAGGGCUCUCGUCGGCAGAAGAAGCUUUGGCAUGAUGAAGGUGUUUGGGGCCAUGACAUGUACCGCGAGGAGGAGCAGGGUCCUAAAACAAGUGACGAGCUUGUGAGCAUCUAUGGCUAUGAUAUUCGUACAGAAACGAUGCCUCCUAGAGCUCGGAGACGGCGACGUUAUGGCCGUGGCCCCAACAAGUACCAGCGUAACUGGGAAGAUGAAGAGGCUUACACCCCCCGGUCAGGGUCAGGACGUGGUGGAGGAUUACGUGGUGGUCGCAGGACCAGAGGUGGGGGCCACAUUGGGAACCCUCCAUUCCGUGAUGAGGACUUCCCCGAUCUGAACUCCAAGCCUUCAAAUCCAGAGGAUUCUGCUACUGUGGAACUGGACCGGACAGAAGUAAGGUCACCAGCCAGACCUACAGGGUUCGGAGGUUCCAGCUCGCCAGGAAGCAGCAGUUCUCAACAGGAAGAAUGGGACCACACAGUCAAGGGCUCCGGAAUGGCCCACCGGGGUUGGGGCAAGCGUCCUUCUCAACCUCCCAGGAGAGUACCAGAUGCGCUGCCAAGGGAGCAGGACAGUGAAGUCAAGGAAAACGCAUCAUCAGGGCAUCGUACCAACAGGCCUGCUCCACGAUCACCAGUGAAGUCGAAUGAAGUGCCCCGCAUUCCACCUUCCGCUGGCAAAAGCCGAGCUAUACGGCACCUGCUGACUGAGCAUGAACGAAGCAAAAAGGACUUUGAGACACUCAAGAAAUUUGCAGCGACAGUGGAGCUUCAGGACGGUGAUGCAGCAGAUUUGAAGAGGAGCACAGCAGCUACAGUGCCUCCAAGAGGAGGACCGGUUGGAAGCACAGAAUCUGCAGCCAAACCAAGGCGUUACUCUUCAUUGCGUCAACGGCCCCUUGUAGAGGCUGCCCCCUAUGCUGAAACGGCCGUGGUUGCUCCCCAGCUGCCUAGUACACAGGCCCCACUACCAGCGCCGAAUCAGCCACAGCCAGCUAUUUUGACUGCAGCACAUUUCCAGGGGCCAUAUGCACCAUAUCCUGAUGGCUACAUGCUUCCACCUGGACAAGCACCUGCUGUGAUGCCCACUCCAAGUCAGCCGCCACCGCCUCCUGUUAUGGCACCACCUGCCCCAUUGACGAGCUCUUUCUUACCCCCGCCAGCGGGAAUUGUCAGCUUUCCUCCUCAGUACCCACCACCCUACACCUUUCCAACACAGUAUGCUGCACCGGCCCCGGCUGCUGCACCUCCGACGCAGACACAAGCCCAGAAGCCACCUUACUACCAUGGGGACAUAAUCUAUUACAACACUCAAAGCCAGCAGCACAAGCAGCGGCCCACCCCUCCUCGAAGGCCCAAAGCAGCUAUCCCUAUCGUGCCUCCCCCAGGUUCCCAAGGCACAGUUCAGGAGAGUGCUCCUGAGCCAGAUGGUUCGGGAUCUCAUCAAAGCAAGUCAGAUGAAGACCUUGAGGAUAAGGGAGUCGCUGGCACAGAACCAGCUCUCAAGGAAGGCCCGACAGCACAGCAAGCAGUUGGAGGAUUGUAGCAUAGCCCUUGUCAUUCUUAUCCUCAAGUGCCACACUACUGCAGUUUGUUCUUUGUGCACAGCUUCCUGGAAGCGCUCUGCUUCUGUGUCAUUAGACACUUGUCAUACUUUUAUCUCAGUUCACUGAGGUCUUUUUAAGAGAGAUGCCAUUAAUGCCAUUACAGAGCAGAGAUCUGUUUGCAAUACGUGAUAUGCACUUUUGUGGAUAAAGAAGCAAGGUUUUUCUAGUUCUUGUAGAGAAAUAAUGUUUUAUUCAUUACUUGGUAAAUAGCAGCUUGGCAACUGCCAUAGUUAAAAAAAAAGGUUAAUGUAAAGGCUUUUAAUGAAUGGCAUUAAGUUUGUUCCUGUUAUGCAGGUUAUUGCAUUGAAAAGGUAGCAGUUGCGCAUAAUUGUGAGUCUGUGUAAGUGUGAGCAAGAUGCCAAAUUGUGGUGUACUUGACUCUUUCCUUGCCACAGCAGAAGGUGCCUUAAGUUAAAUUUAUUAUUUGAAGAAAUGCUAUUUGCAGGGUAUUCCAUUGUAUGGCUUGAGUAAUGUAGCUUGGUGCAUUGGUACAUUUAACACGAGUGGAAUCCAAUAAAAUUAAGACUAAAACAAAGGAACAAAUAAAUGGAACAAGUACCUGUGCGUAACUGAAUGUUUAAUGAAAAGAAAGCAGUCUCCGAAGAAAACGGGGUAUGCAGAGGCAUCAAAAACCUCAAGCAAUAGCUCAGGCAUUAUCAGAAUUUGGAGUCUCAUGGAUAAUACAGUACAUUCACACAUUCAAUUUAAAAUUUUUCAUCAUCUGUUGCUCUGAUUUCUCACCGCUCUUAGUUUUGCCUUCACUUGCACUGGACCUUUUCAGAAACAUGCAGUGCCGUGCUCUUCCCUUGUGGUGUCGUUUGGUGAGAGGGUGCUCUGGGCAGCUGCUGUUUAUGCAACUGCAAACGCAUCGUGCAGAUCUCUUUUCUCAAAGUUUUUACUUAGUUUAGUGAUUGGCAGUUGCUGGGUGGAAGUGUGCAUACUGCUGAACUUUCAGCAUGCCACAUAAGAAAAAAUGUGUGUGUAUGAAUGUGCUGUGCACAGGCUGCAAGAACAACAUGCUGUAAGAUAGUGGUGUCUCAUUACCACUAUGAAAAGGUGUUGACUUGGCAAGUUGUUUGGGCUUCAUCUUUUGGCACACAAUCAUUAAACUUCAGGAAUUGGUCAUUAUUGCAUUCCUGUGCUUUUGAGACUUGAAAAUGAGUAAAUUAGGCUUUGUCAUGUGCAUGUCAUAGAGGAAAAUGCAUGAGGGAGGCCAUCUAUGUGAUAAACAAUCACCUUCUAUCAAUGCUGCCUCCUUUAAUAGUUUUCAGUUGUGUUAAGGUACUGCAACUGCAGACUGCUGUGGUACAUGCUAGGUAGUUGUGAUGAUAGUGAAUAAGGCAGAGAAGCUUGAUUUGGAACCAGUACUUUGCAAACAUCACUUGCUGAGGUCGUCGGCAUACUCUAGUAUCGGCAGUGUGAGUGGGUGUUGGCAGCUUAUGUGUCACUGUUUACACAUCAGUCCAGUGACACCAGAGCGGCACACGUAACUAGUGUAGACUCGCCAAAGCAUUCUCGCGUCAAUUUCAUUUGUGCACUGCGGAAAGCCAGCCCAUGUGUCGUGGCAUGCAUGAUAUUGUGCAGAGUUUGCACAGCUAAUAAACGCAACGGCACAAUUGCAAGCAUAGUAUGCAGCUCUGCAUCAUAAGAAGGGUGGAAAAGGACACUGGGCAUAUCCAGCAUUAGCAGCAACUUAUGCACAUGGUUAACACAUUCUUUUUUUCUUUAACUUCUUUUCUCGAGACGGAGAUGAUAGCUGUACAUUGUAUUGAUGCAUGUGUGUGCCCAUGUGUAUACAUUGUCACUGUUGCAAACUUCUUUUUUUACAUGUAUCUGUAAAAUGCCAAUGCAACAUGCACAAGAGCAAAUCCACAGGCACUCAGCAAAAAUCUAAACAAUCCCAUUAACAAACAGUGCAACAGUGUUGCUGAUAUGACUUUUCGAGUGUCGCAGCAUGAUGUCUGAAUACUUGCACAUCUGUGAAAAAAUCCAGGACUGCAGAGUGCUUGCUGACUUGGAACAGCAGAAAAAAGACCAUACAAUGCCUGUGCCUGCUGCAACGACCAUGUAAACACAUUGUGGUAGCAGAUGACACCAGAGCCAAUGAGCUUUCAUUCGGGCUCCUUGGUGUCGGCUUCUAGGGGCACACAUAACUUUCUGAAAAGGUCCAUUGACGCAUCAAUACAAAAUGGCUGGCGCAUGCAAUUGCAACAGUGAAAUGGGAAGUGUCCUUCUGUACACCUGUCUGCCCAUCCUGUUUGGUUCUCUCCUUUGUCUUGGUUAUCAUUUUGCUAGAUUCCACUGAAGGUAACAUAGUUUCUCUUGUGCCAUAUUGGCUUCACUCAAGGUUUGAGCAGUUUUUGAUGGAAACUAUGUCAUCGUGCACCAUGGCAGUGCCAUGCCUGCCCACUUCAUGUCAAUUGGAUGGCCAUUUUUCACCCAUUUGCCCCCUUCGCAGGAAGUUAAUGGUGCUGUAGGCUUUUGCUGCCCUUUAUUUAACCUUGGCAGCAAAGUUCGUGCAUUAUCUCUGCUGUCUCCUUGAGAUUAGUUCUCAAUAUCGAAGCUUGAAGACCAUGCUUAUGGUAACAUAGUAGGCAGUUGGCCAUUUCACUGGCUUGAGUUGGUGUGGCGUUUCUUUGUUUGUGGUAGCUCACACCCUGAAAUGAUUGAAACACUAUAGCUCCAGGAGGGAACAAGUGUGCUGUAAUGCAAGAUUUCAUGUUCUGUGCUACAUGUAGCAUAAUAUUGCUUUGACACCUUCUCAAAACAGCGUUGUGUGCAGAUCAAGAACAUUCUUAUCAUGUUCAAAGUGUUUCAUUGCCCCUUUAAAUGAAAAACUGGGCUGUUCACACAGGCAGGUCUUAAUGCAGAAGUGAUUGGAUGAUGAGGCUUGCUGCAAGCUGCCAGAUCAGUGCUUAAUGCAUUCAGAAAACCAUAGGUGGAAUUUAUCGAUUUCCUUGGCUGUGGAAAGAAAAGGGUUAAGCUUCUUGUGUGCUUAGUAAAAGUUGUUACUGUGCUAUUUGCUUUCACAUGCCACCUUUUGAAACCAAGGGAAAAAGUCAGUUCUUGGUGUUAACAGAUAUGCUUUUUAUUGUCUUGAGUGAGUUCAUUGUUAAAACAUAACUUAGUGAGCCUUUGCUGUGUUUGAAAUCUCCGCACUACAAUGCCUUAGUGGGAAUGGUAAUAAUUGUAUUCAUGAAAAUUUAUAUGUAACAAAAUCAGAGCUACCGCAGGAAACGGAUUUCUUGCUCUGCACGUUUUAACCCUUUCGCUACCAUGAGAAAGUCUUCAAGUUGUACAGGAAUUGUUGGUGUCUUUUUUAUUGGUACCUAGAGAUUUUUUUGUGCUUGUAAAAUCAGCAUUGUUCCAUCUUUAAAUGCACUUUUCUCUCUCUCUCUCUCUUGUCAUGACCCCAAGAGGAGAUAAGUGUUAGGUUUGACAUUUAGGCACUGUGUUACGCUCAUGUUUUCUUUUGGUAGUGUCCAUCAUGUUGUUAGAAAUGAAUUCAGAUUGCUCUAGGACUCGCUAGGCAUGGGAAGGUGCUUCACUUACUGCAGGGUCUGAAGAAUGGAAAAUGUUUUUGGCAUGUUGGGCAUGUCAGCUUAAAACCACCUUAUCGGCAGAAUCCAGCCAGCACACAAAAUGCUACCAAAUGGAACCCCUGCCACCACCUCACAUCAACAACUGCAAUUAGAAGCAUGUUGCCAAAAUCAGCAACUUAUUGGCUUGUUGGUAAAACUUAUGUGAUAAGUGGGCAUUGAGAAUUGGUAGGAAAAGGGCUAAAAAGUGUGUACUGUUACCUCACAUCAGAAUUAUAUACACCUAUUACCUGCCUAUACAUAGAUUUACAAUCCUUAUUCGUGCUUGAAAAAUCUUUAAAUUUAAUUUUCUGCUAUGCUUUGCAAAUCUUGUUUGGACAACUGGAUGCAAUCCAAAGAUCAAGCUAGUUCAGUACUUUAUCAGCUUUGUGGUGGUGUCAUGCCUGUUGGUAAUUCACAUGCUACACGUUUUCGUUGUACCUUCUUCUUUAUGUGAAACUAAAAAAAAGCCAGCAUUCUUAUCUUCAAGCUGUGAAGCAUAAUGUUACUUUAAAUCUUGUUCAUUUAGUGGCUAUGGUGUUGGGCUGCUGAGCACGAGGUCGCGGGAUCGAAUCCCGGCCACGGCGGCCGCAUUUCGAUGGGGGCGAAAUGCGAAAACACUCAUGUAUUUAGAUUUAGGUGCACGUUAAAGAACCCCAGGUGGUCAAAAUUUCCGCAGUGCGUGCCUCAUAAUCAGAAAGUGGUUUUGGCACGUAAAACCCCAUAAUUUUUAAAUCGUGUUCAUUUGCUGUCUCGGCCUUAAAAGCCCUUGAACCCCACUCUUCCCCACUCCAAACUGCUGUAAGCCCUGUUUCAAUGUUUAAUAUUUUAUGCCAUUGAGUGAUGGUCAAAAGCAACACCAAGAAAUGUGACAAAUGGUUGCCUCAAAGAAAAGUAAAGCUGUUAGUGCAACUAGAUGUGGUAGAGAAUGUCUGCUCCAAAUGUUGUUGAAAUUUCCACCUGAGAGAACUAUUGAGAGCCAGCACAAUGGAACCUAAAGGGUAUGUUUAGCAUGUUGAGAAUGAUGUGUAGGCAGUUAGAAAUGAGUCAUGGAAUGAAGUGCAAGAGUGUGAACUUGUUCUAGUUGGUUCACCAACACUGGAAAAACUGCGUAAACUACAGGACCACAGGAAGACAAGGCAAUACAGUUUUUGUGUUGUCGAUGGAUACAAUGAAGUGCAUUAUGGGAAAUUUUCAAAUUUCUCUUAGAUGUGCUUUGGAGCUCAAUGGAAUAUCCAACACUGCAUUUUUUCAGAACCUUCUAUGGUAUCAAGAUGAGAUUUAAUAGGAAUAGAGUAUUCGGGGGAAACGUGCCAGAGAAACUUAAGUCUUGUAUUUAAUUUCCUCCAUUAUUAUACUCUAUGCACUUACAAAGAUAGUGCACAUUUAAUUCUAAUGUUUUGUCUUGAUUUGCAUAAUUCAGAAUUCGCAAACAUUUUAGUCCCCAGGGUGAUUCCACGAGAGGUAGAGCAUGCGUGUCGGCUUGAUAUAUUUUUUUGUCUUUUUUUUUAUGUCAUGUAGGAAUAUUCAAACUGCACAGAACUGUAAAUAUUAUUCCCAAAAAGCGUUCCCGGAAAGCCCCCAAAAAUAUUUCAAGGUGGCGGUGUGAGCGCCCUUCUAUUACUUACCACAAUAUUUUCCAAUUUUGCAACCGAAUUAAAUGCAAUCUAAAAACGUUGUGUUGAAAAACUUUUCUGCUCAUUUCAAUACACUUCACAGUAAAUUAGUUCCAUGCAUUUUUUGAUGCUCUCCAUAAAGGACAGAAAUGUAAAAAAAUUCCAAACAUGGCUCAGAUCAAAAAAAAUUUGUAACUAUGAUGUCUUGGCGCAUUUUCUAAUUUACACAUAAACUUUAAAAAUGUGUCACACAUAGAACAUUCUCUUUGGAACAUUAAGCAAAAUAUGAUUUUCCUACAUGAAACACAAGAGAAGAAAAAUAAUUAAAGAAGUUUAAAAAAAACUCAUUUACAAAAUAUAAAGAAGCUCAGUUUCUAAAUUUCGAAAAAAUUUUGGAUAGAAGUCCGCUUAUGUUGGGCAAAACGUGAGUGAUAAUAUGCUUCCUCAUUUGCUUUAUUCACAAAAUAUAACUGGCCUAAGUGGCCCAUGUUGAGCGUGCUGGCUUUAGUGCCGCGAUGACUCGUUCCAGUUUGUUAGCAAUUACUCUCUCUUAAAGACAGAAAUGGAAAUGGUUUCCACAAAUGAAGGAAGAUUUACCUGGGUUUUUUAUUGUGGCAAGAACAGAGAACAUGUUUUCUGCUUUGUUUUCUGGGACACAAGAGAAAAAGCUCGACGCAACUUGUGAUGCUUGAACAAAUUAAUUGUGCAUACUUUGCAGUUAGUAUUUAAAAGGGUCUAAUCUCCGUCAGCUGGCCAGCAGCAGUUCUCGCAAUGGACAGUGCAUGUCCACUUGACAGAUUGCGGGCACACAUCCACACAUGCCACGACUGAAUUGCCAUGCCAUGAUAUGCCACACAUGCCAUGACUACCACUCCACUGACUUCUACUGACGAUGCUCCUUCAUGGCUGCAGCAGGCGCAUGAAGCAGGGCCCCAUUCUUAAGGUUGCUGCUAAGUUGGGAGACCAUCUUAUGUGCUGACUGAAUGGAGGCGGCGCUUCCAGACCUCAGGUUGUGCAGGGAAACUUUGUGUUUAAGGAGUCCACCCACAUCGUCACAGGCAUUCUUCCCUUGCCUGGUAGCGGAAGAUAUCCACCUUCUGGACGUAUACUUGGAAUGGUACAACUCAUGCAGUUCGUACUUAUUUUUAAAAUUGCUCGCUGCACCAUCGCUGGCGUAUGUUACAUGACAGUGGACGGGUGGUUUUUCAUCUAACGCUUCGUGCACUCUACCUAGGGCGUAGCAGACGUGCACUGCGUCGUGAUGCAUGUCAUCACUUAUGGGAGCAAAGCUUUGUGUAGCUUUGCUUGUUGUGGCGACACAUGUGAAAAUGGAUAUUUGUUUCCUUUGCCAAUGAUACGAUUGUUCUAUUUGAGAGAAGGACUGUUCAGUUUUCCACAAUAUCAAAAUGCAGAACAAUGCUUCCGUGCUGCUCGCACUUCUUUGCCUCAUGAAAAGCCGCGGCUUGAGUGCAGCGUAUGGAUUCCUCAUUUGUGAGGAAGCCAUUUGGUCACCCAUUUGCUGGGCUCUUUCACAAAAAGGGUUGGAGACAUCAUCUUGAUCGAGCCCCUGCUUUCCCAAACAGCAAAUGUGACCUCGUCCUCGUCGACCAUUCCCAGACUGGCCAAAAUGAGGCUUUCACUCCAUCGGCAGCACUCCUAUUCACCUAACAUACAAUCUUUGGUUAGGGAGUUGCAACGGCACAAUGUUCUCAUGCCUUCCAAUGAGAUUUCCAUACUGGUUACAUUCUCAAACGUGGAGACAAAGGCUGGCAUUAGAGCAAUGAAUGCAAACACAAACCUCUUGCUGUGGUGCAAGCAGCACCUAUUUUGGACGCAUACUGUAAAACUUUGACAGGGCUAUGACACUUUCGGAGUGAGCUGCUUUCAUCUGGAACGUCUCACGGAUAGAACGCGUCAUAAACCACUUUGAGACGUACUCUCUGGCCGUUCGUGAUGACUUGCACAAUGCCAUUCUUGUCCGGGCUCUGCCAAGAGCACCCAAGUUCAUCCUUAGUGAAGUAGUCGAGCGCAGCUUGUACAUCCGAUGGGCUUAGCCUUGACCUCGUGUAUGGUCAAAAUCUGACCACAUGCUAUGCUUCUCGUGCAAAUUCCGUGCCUUUCCGAGCAUGUACAUUGUGACUGUUAGGAUUGCCUCUUGAACUCGUUUGUUUUUAACUUCUGUUGACACGAUGGUUAAGAGAUGGAGAUGCUCUGGAUAGGACCUUGAAGUCUCGUACGCUUGCUUGAAGCUAUUCAACCAGCUAGCGCCUGCACAACAUUCUGUCACAGACGGUUCAGGUGUACUGAUGCUUCCAUAUGCAGCGCUUAAAGUUGAGUAUAUAUUCGUCGCCACGACGCUUUCAACCUAGGCCCGUUUUCUCUUUCCGCAAGAUCAUCUGCUGCGUUUGUGAAUGAAAGAUGGCAGCUUCAAUGGUGAAACAUAAGAAACGUGGACGUACCUGUUCAAGUUUUGAAUUGCUUCUUUCUGAAGGAAUGCCUUGUCUGCUUCAUCGCCAGUGCCACUAGAUGACAGGAUUUCCUUGAGGCGCGUCAAGCAGUACUGGCAAACCUCGCCAGGGUCGCGAAUAACCUCAGCCUCUCGCGGUAGCUUCUGCAGGGAGGCAGCAUCCAGAGCAUUUUUUUUUUGUUUUGUUUUUAGCAAUCUUCUUCUGAACGCUUAAAUAAUUGGCACAGAAUACUCGAACCAAGCUAUAAGCCACAUGCGUCGUGUGUAUUCUGAACAGCAUUGCACUUUUUCUGUCGCUUCUUCUGCACCCCUGUCAUGACUCGGCCUCCAAAAUGUCUCACAGUUUCAUGUUUUAUGAACGACGCCGGCUAAAGCUUUUCACUGCGAAAACAUAAGGACUCCACUCGUUAUCAAAGGGUAAUGUUCGUCUGGCACCACCAGUUACCUCUGCUGUUCUCGGCGUGGGAAAGUGCAUCAGCAAGGUGCUGACAAAACAUAAAUUAGGCAACCUUGGCAGCCUUUGGCCCAGUCAUGCCGCACUGCACUUUUUCAGGCAGCUGGAACACAGAGGUUAAGGUUGAGGUAAGACAGGAAGACGUUAUCUGUGAGCGACGCGGAAAACAUGUGAUAACGGAAAAUGAAAGUAACUGCUCGGAAAAUGACUCAGAUAAAUUUUUACAAAGGUGCAGUGUGGUGCACGCGGUGGUGCCGAAGAAGGUUCCAUCCACUAUCCAUUGCAUGUGGGGGAUGGGGAGCAAGCAGUGGAGUAGCACCUCCAUAAUGGUGCACCUGCUGAUUAUGGAAGCGCUCCCUCGCUUACGGAUUAGCUUGCCUUGGUGCCGCAUACAGGUAUUUUACUAUGUGCACCAGGCGGGUUUUGGCAAGGUCAGCCACAACAUGCACUCGUGGUAUCUCGCAUGCUGUUGACAAGUGAAUAAGGAAGGCAUAAGUGUUAUGCCCACAGAGGUUCUAAUCUGCAAACUCUGUACGCAUCAGCACUUAAGACGGCGGCAGCCCCCCGUCCCAGCAUAGGCUAGACACAAAUAAAAUCUGACAAUACACUUUCGUUGAAAACCAGCUGCUAGAGCGAAGUUCUGAAGUAAUAAAAAAAUUAGAAUUAGAUAUGUAAGAAUGCAAACUGAUAGACAACCAGCAAAGGUACAGAAGCCAGCAUGCUCUACAUAGGCCACGUUGGUCCAUUAUAUUUUGUGAAUAAAGCAAAUGAGGAAACAUUGCACCCACGUUUUGCACGACAUAAGUGGACUUCCAUGCAACAUUUUUUGUAAAAUUGGAAGCACAGUUUUUUCAUUUUAAAAAAAAAGAUCUUUGAAAAAAAAAACAUUUAAGCAUGUUUUUCUUCUUUCAUGUUUAACGUAGGAAGAUUAUAUUUUGCAUAAAUGUCACAAAAAAAAAUUCCAUGUUUGACACAUGUUUCAAGUUUCUGUUGAAAGAAAACGUGCCAAGACACAUCGAAGUUAAAAAAAAAAAAUUUUUAUUUGGGCCAUGUUUGGGAUUUUUUUACACAGCAUUAAAAAACAAAUGGAAUUAAUGUACUGUAAAGUGUAUUAAAAUGAGCGGAAAAGUUUUUCGACACGAUGUUUUUAGUUUGCAUUUAAAUCGGCUGCGAAAUUGGAAGAUAAUGUGGUAUAGGGGGAGGCUCGCACUGCCACCUUCAAAUAUUUUUUUGGCUUGCUGGGAUCGCUUUCCGGGCAAUAAUACUUUAGGUUCCGUGUAGUUUGAAUAUUACUACAUGACAUAUAAGAAAAACAGACAAAACAAAAAUAUGAAGCGGACAUGCAUGUUUGAUCUCUCGUGGAAUCGCCCUCCCGUAAGCACUGAGAGCCCCAAUUAGCAAAAGUAUGUAUGAAAUGAAAAAAAAAAACUAUGAAAUGUUGGUAUUUUUGCUAAUUAGAGUUCUCAGUGCUUAAUGGGGACUUAAAUGUUUAGAAAUUCUGAAUUAUGCAAAUCAAAGUGAAACUUUAGGAUUAAAUGUGCAUGAUCGUUGUAAGUGCAUUGGGCAUAACGGAGGAAAUUUCCAAAAUGCUGUCGGUUAUUACAAUGCCAAUUUGAAUAGUGAAAUAAAUUUGAGAAUUGUUGCUGUUGGCCGAAGCAUUUCUGCUUGAAAAUUUACACGAAUAUAAGGGCAACCUUCCACUUUUAUAUUCAACCAUGAAAGUACCUUUCUAUGUUCAGAAGUGCUAAUUUGAGAGUGGUAACUAAGCAAUUGUGCAUUCAAUGCUGCCAGUACAACUGUUGCAGCUGUGUGUGGCACACUGGGGCAGUGAAAAAAGGGCAUGAGGGCUGUUGAGAAGCUCCAUAGUGGCAUGAAGUUUCAAUUUCUGGGUAAAUGCUCUGAGGUUAUAACCUGGUACGCCAAUCGCCUAGGCCUCUUUGACAUGGAGAUUAUUCCAUCAGCGGCAGCCACCCCACCUCGCAAUUUAUAUGCCUUCUUUUCUCUCUGCUCUUUUCUUCCUAAGCCUGCACAUACACACAAUUGAACCUCAGUAGAAUAAACUACAGUUAAGUAAAACCCACAUCAAAAUUUUUUCAUUCCUAAUUUUAGAUAAUUGAGCACCAUGAUUUAGUGAAAAAAAUCUUGUCCUGGAGUUUCAGUUCAACAAAUUCUGCAUGCAUUGCAUGCAUGCACCUGGAGCAUCUGUGGCAAAUAGGACAUGUCGCUCAAUACAUGAUUCAUAAUUUAAUGUGUCCUCUAGCGUGCAUAAAAAUCGACAGGGUGGCGAAUACCUGAGCAAGCUUCCCACUCCCUCACCCUGUUCAUUGUCUUUAGCACUUCUGCACAUGCUCCAAACAAAUCUCUUCCAUGUAGCUCAAAACAGAUGCAUUAAGGUUGAGACUAUGACACGCUUUGAUUAGAGGGAACCCAAAUCAAGCAACUUCGAUAAAAUUGGGCUUGCUUUAUUUAUGCAUUUACUGAGAAUGUUUACCUUGUCGUAACUUCAUUUUAAGCUAAACCGUUCACUCGAAGUUAACAUGACACUUUUGUUUUUUGUUUUGUUUAUAUCCUCCACUGGGGGCUCCAUUUAAAAUGGUGUGUGUGGAGGGAGGGCGAGGGAGAGGUGUUAGAGCUUGCGUGCUGCAUGAAACCACUGUCAAUGAGAGAACAAUGAAUAUUGAAAUUGCAGCAGCAACCUCCUUGCUAAAAUAGAAUAAAUCGUGUAGCACAUCACCCCUAGGUGUAAGCUGUAUUGUACAUUCUUUUGUUCGGGAAGAAAAAAAGAUUCUGCACUUUGCGUAUGUGACAAAAAACUUCCUUAUUGAACCACCAAGGACCAUAAUUAAAAUCGUGGGAGGGGUUCCAGUUACUAUUUUAUUUGUAUCUUUUCAUUAAGAUAGGAAUGUGAGGCAUCUGUUUUAACUCUCCGUCCAUACUUUUUGUUUUCUGCAUUAGUAGACUAACACAGUCGACACUUUAUGUAACAAAUAAAUGCACUCAGUGGGACAUGGAUGCAUAUGUGAAUGAUGCAGCACAUCUGUGCUGAAUUGUGCCGAUGAUGUACACGUUGGUAAACAUAGCACAGUCAUUAUAUGCACAAAGACAUUUCUUGCUUUGAAAUGUCAUAUCUUUAUUAGGCCUGCUUUUUGCAGGAUUGAAGACUGUCAUUGUCCUGAGGGUGAUCACUGACAUGAACGUGAUAGUUUGUGCACAAAUGCUUGAGCUUGCACUAAUUUACAGGAAUUUCAACUUAGUGCAGUUGCUGUCUCAUUAAAACGAAAGUAAAAUAUGUUUGUUUUUGAAGAGGAAGUUAAAAAUAAAUGACUGAGCUUCUCGCUUGUCCAUCUUUGUUUAGCAGCUAGGCAAAUGAGCCUAGCCAUUGCUAGGAACACCUGGCUUGUCCGUUCAGAUCAAAGCAGAUUUCACAAAAAGCACAGUGAGAGCUAAUGCUUGGCACACUUGAGAAAGUACCGCUGUAAGACACUGUAUUUUAACCUCCAUCUUUGCUGGAUAUCACAUGAAUUUGCUCAAGUCUAGAUUACUGCUAGUGACCACCAAGGCACUUGUACCACCUUCUGUAUGAUUUCCAAGUUCGUCAUGCUCAUAGCCAGAGUGUAUACAAUGUGCCAAUAUGAAAGGGAACACCAGAUUUCUGUUUAACGCUAGUGAUUUUUCUUGUUCCUCCACUGAAAUAAGUUCCAUAGAGUGGAAUUAUUUGGUGUGAGAAACUACACACUGAAUAGCAUUGACUGAGGCAUGCACUUGCAUGUUUACAGGAAUAGCUAUUUAAAAACAGAUUGUUUCCUUUCGUAGUGGUGCAGUGUGCACAUGUAGCCAUGCAACAUAUCUAUGGUUGCCAGCAAUAGUUUAGCCCUAGAGUAUAUACUAUAGAGCCUGCUACUCUAAAAAAGCAGACCACUUCUGGGAAGUGACAGUAGCAACCACAGUACCAUUACGGGGCUGUGUGUCCUCUCUGGCUAUGAGCGUACCAACUUGACUGAUAUUUCUAGUUGUAAGUGUGCAAUUCCAAUGCACUAGUUCUCAUUGUUUAUUGCUUGUCAAGGUGGCUAGCCAAAUCACCUUGCAGAUAAUGCAGUAUUUGGAUGAGUGGCUUCUUUGACAAUUUUAUAAGCUAUAUGCAGUUGCAAAACAAGCUGCAAUGGAAAAUCUGUUUGUCUUCGAAUAUGGUGCUCUAAAGUGACAAAGUUGACAGGUUGCACUUAAGGAAACCAUUUCAAGUGAAGCAUAGUUAGUCCUAAAAGCUUAUUUCCCCCACUUUCAUAUUGCAUCCCAGUCCUUAAUAGAAAUUGUCAAAAAUUUAGUUUGUCAUGGCCCCUUUGAGAGCAUUUAACAAAGUUACUAUGGGAAUUGUAACUUGUAAUUUCAUGGUCUGAUAUUCUCGCCAUUUUGACAGCACUGCCAUGUUUGCUUCCAUGCCUCUGGCUCUUGUCUAUUGUUACUGUGUUUUUUAUACUGUGCUUGCUGUUUGUUUUUCAUGGUGAACUAAAAUACAAAAUCCUAUAGUUGUAACCCUGGGCAUAGCCCAGAAUCGUCAGAAGACACAGCAUGUAGGUUGUGUCAUGCCAUGGUUGCCUUUGUUAACAGUACUAUGAUGCAGGGCAUGACAGUCAUAAUUUACAUUGUAGGAAGGGCAUCAAGAGCAUUUAAAAAAUUUUUUUAACAUAGUUUCAGCAUUUUGUGUAAUUUAAUAUUUGCAGAUUCGUCGAAUGUGUUUUUAAAUUUAGGGCCAAUAGGUGGUUCUGGGGGUAUUAAAGUGCGUGCAACAAAGUGAUAGUGUUUAUGCAUGGGAUGUGCAUGAAGAAUGACAAUUUUGGCAUUGAGUCAUUUCUUAGUUUGUGGGACAUGCUUUAAGCUGCUUUAAGAUAUGAACUAUGCACAUCAAGUUCUAAUUUGUAAUUUUAUUGUGAGUAUUGGCCAUUUACCUAGCUGUGCUGUUUGCUAUCAUGACUUUGUAGUGGCUAGAAGUCUGUGUUACUUUUUCUUGUAGUAGAGUUUUUGAGAACUCAGAUGUGCAGGUAAGAUCAUCCUUCACAACUUCACAGUAUUUGAAGACACUUUCCUGCAGCAUAAUCAACCAUGGCAACAGGCUCUGUUCUGUAAAAUGGGCUGUUAAAGUCCAGUCAUUCUACUUAAUGCUCUCGUUCUUUUUAACUCAAAGAUACGCACAAAAAAGACUUCUUGCGUUUGCUCGUAUAUAUUAAAACUGGCAGGCUUUUCUAAUCUUGACCUAGUGCUUAUUUACUGAUAAUUUACCAACUCUGCUGCCUUUCAGGUAGAUGAUAGCUCAUGCAACAUAUCCUAAUGAGAAUUUAUUGCUAAAUGAAUUUAUAAUGAACAAUUUGCAUUACUGUUAUAAAACAGGCAGUAGCAGGAAUGUGUUUAUUUCAUGCUUCUGUAUGGCUGAGAAUAUUCAGAACUUGACUUGUUUUCUGAUCCUUUCACACACCAGAAAUGUGCACUGGAAAUGUGCAUUUGGUAAAUAAUAAACCUUCUGCUGACAUUCAGGUUAUUCCCUUUUGGGAAUUUAAGGAAGCAACUUUCUUUUAAUGCCUGAUUCAUCACUAAAUAAAUGUUACUGAAUAUUUUUUAAAUAUAUAAGCAUUGUUCAUAUGGCUUCUGCCAGGCAGAUGUCAGUUGCUACCCAGAUAUAUGAACUGUGAAAUUUUUUGUAAUGAUUACCUACCUGUGUAUGAGAAUUCUAAAUAGGGCUUCACAGGGUUGUAUUACAGUCGAGGUUUUCAAUUAAAAUUGUCAUUGCAAAUGUAGAGAGUUACCAGACCAACACUAGUGAGGCAAUUUUAAAUAUGAACCUACAGUGUAAAUUUCUCAGCUUUAAGCCACAAGGGCUCCUCUUCAUAUGUGAUUUCCAUUCCUGUGCUUGGCCUAACUCAAGUGUAGACUUGUUGAACCAAAAUUUUUUAACAUUUUGUGAUGGUAAACUGGGUAUUGCAACCUUGUCUACCUCCAAAGUGAGGCCAUUUGGUGUCUUCCUGUCUAUGUGUUUGUCAGGCAUGUUUACUCUGUAACAGUGUUGUGUGCCUUGGAGUAUAGCUAGGUGUUAAAGCUACAGUGGGACGUUGCAGUUACAUAUUUCAAAAGCUAGUGGUUUUUUUUUUGUUUUUGUUUUUUUGUCUGAAGCUGUAAUUAUAGUACUGAGCAGUUUUAAAUGGCAAUGAUGGCAAUUGAAUGUACGACCAACUUUCUCUAUUGCUUCAGAGCUUGAUGGCCGAUUGUUGGCAUCCCAACUUUGUUACUACAGCUGCAAAAAGUUACCAAAUGUAACAAAUAUCUGUGGAUUGCUUUGUGCAAGCGCUUCUUUCUUCCCUGUGUGUUGUUAUGCUUGAUGGGUGGAAGCAGUUUGUAUGUGUGUAAUUUAUUCUUGUGCGAUUGAUUUUUCUGCAUCUUUCUUUUUAGUCUCUGUUCGUGUGUUAAGCAACAUUUCAUAUUUGCAUGUGGAGCUAUCGACGUGACAAGUAGUUUUUUACCUUGCUUGUUGGUGUGGCAAGUAGUUUUAUACUUCACUUAAUAUUUUUAUCUUAUGUACAUAAUGGAUGUGUGUAGCAGCAGUAACUAUUAACAAUACUUUUAUGAAAGAUAUGACACCUAGAUUUUGCUAUGUAUUUCACAAUAAAAUUUUUGCUGUGUAAGAAGGUAAAUAAAAAUUCAUGGAUUA